CGGACCGGAGGGGUUUUGAUAUCCCUGCUUAUAUGUCUUCAUAGAUAUAUACACAUGAUAUGUCUUAACAUAGUGCCACCUAGUGGCUUUAAAUGAAUAGCAGGCCGUAUUAAUGUGUAUCGAGAUUUUUUGUAACUAACGCACAACGUUUUGGUUUUCCACGUAAAUUGUAAAUCACGAAAAUCGGUUAAGAGUCGUAAAUGUUUUCUGCUCCUCGAUGUGUUAGUGAAUUCUUGACAGGACUGAUAUGGCGUCCCGCUGACGUAUCGCAGCAACGGAAUAAAGUACACAGUGUUAUUAAAGUUUCAUAAAGUGCGUCUUCAGCGGCCCCGUUUUAAAUCUUAUUUUCUGUUUUCAGAUACUGAUUAAUUCAAUGUAAUAUAACAUAUACCAAUAUGACGUUAUUUUAUUUCAACGUUAAUGUGUCGUGUGAUUCAGGCAAAUCUCCGGUCAGCCCCGAUCAUCACUGUGCACGUCAUCAGCUCGUGUGUGGCAGAUUCAAAGCAGGAGGGGAUGGACAAAAGUUUGCAGAUUGUUCUUCUUCUUUGUGCAUUGAUGUCUUUGCAUCUACUGUUAGUUCAGGGCUCCAAACAAGACAUAAAAUGCGGAGCAUGUAGGGCUUUAGUUGAUGAAAUGGAAUGGGCCAUAUCACAGACAGAUCCCAAGAAAAUGAUCCAGACAGGAUCAUUUAGGAUCAAUCCUGAUGGUAGUCAGUCAGUAAGAGAGACUCCAUUUGCUCGCUCAGAGAGUCACCUGCUUGAGCUGAUGGAGGAGGUUUGUGAGAAGAUGAAGGAUUACGGUGAACGCGUUGACCCCACAUCCAAUCGGAAGGCAUACGUGAGACAUACAUCACGUGAUGGUACAGCCAUGGACCUUUCUGAUUUGACCUUUGACUCCAGAGUCAGCUCCAGUUUAAAGUUUGCUUGUGAAGUAAUCGUUGAACAACAUGAGGAUGAACUUAUUGAAUUCUUUGCUCAUGAAACAGACAAUGUUAAGGACAAGCUGUGCAGUAAAAGGACAGAUCUUUGUGACCAUGCCCUGCAGAUACCUCAUGAUGAAUUAUGAGAUACAUCAUAACAACUUUUGGUUCUCAUAAAUGUCCUCAUAAAUGAGUUUCUCUUAUUUGUUACUUGUUAUGGACACUAAACUUUCAGAGAUCAACUUAACUGAUGUUAAACCAACCUGAUGUACUUGACCCUGUGGGUUAACUGUUUUCCUCUUUAUCUGUAAUAAUGGUUACUGUCUGUCCAUAAUGUUCAUUUUUACUAAUUAAAGCUGACUCUAAACAGCUAAAGUGAGAUAUCUUUAAGAGUCUCCUCAGUGCUGUAGUUUUAUAUUUGAAGUUAAUUUGGUACACUUCAUUAUCAGUCUUUUAUUGAUCAAACUAUUUUACCCAUUUUCUCAUUAUUUGUUCAUCCCUAUGCUGUUCAUACUUGUUCAUCCUUUUAUUAACAUGCCUUAGAAAAGCAUGUUACUGGUGUGUAUCUUGAGACAAAUCAAUGGCACUUGAAUAUUUUAAGAUCUGUCAGUGCAAGUUAUUUUCACUUGAGACAGCUUAAACAUGUGUUUUAGUCUAGGACUAUAGGCUUAAGCCUUGUCUGUUAAACUAUGAGAUAAUGUUUUAUAGUGAAUGGUUGUGUUAGUUGUUUUUAAGCAUAACCGGAAAAGCCCUGUAUGUUAUAUUACAUCUUUGAGUGCUACAGAGUUGUCUGUGAAUAUUUAAUACCAAGUUUUUUAUUAAUAUUUAUAUGAUCAAGGCCUAUUUAUUAUCUUAUGAAUUUCCAUAGGUGCAGACAAAACUCUGUAUUGUAUACUUUACCAGGACUUUUCUAUACACACAUGUUUAUAUGAAACACAACCCCUGGUCAUGAUGAACAUUACAGUCUGAGAAUAAAUAAAGGAAAGAGCAAACAAUACAAUUU
Molecule: messenger RNA, 1922 nt
Organism: Paramisgurnus dabryanus
Lineage: Eukaryota; Metazoa; Chordata; Actinopteri; Cypriniformes; Cobitidae
Gene: cnpy2
Product: canopy FGF signaling regulator 2
Cellular component (GO): endoplasmic reticulum
Source: RefSeq, a predicted model, not a curated record